This is a messenger RNA of Prunus armeniaca (apricot), 540 nucleotides long. NCBI's taxonomy places the organism in Eukaryota, Viridiplantae, Streptophyta, Magnoliopsida, Rosales, Rosaceae. The record is from the annotation of a GenBank genome assembly.
AUGGGUCGCAAUAAUUCUGGGAAUUCGAAUAAUUUUCUCCAAGUUGUGGCUAGCAACUUUGAUGUUCUUGCUUUGCCUCUGAUCACACUGGUUUAUCCCCUAUAUGCUUCGAUUAAGGCAAUAGAGACCAAGUCUCGUACCGAUGAUCAACAAUGGCUUACCUAUUGGGUUCUGUAUUCUUUGAUGACAAUCUUUGAGCUCACAUUUUCCAAAGUCCUUGAAUGCUUUCCCAUUUGGCCGUAUGCCAAGUUGAUUUUCACAUGCUGGUUGGUGCUGCCACAAUUCAAUGGAGCAGCAUAUGUUUAUCGGCACUUUAUCAGACCCUACUAUAUGAACCCACCAUCACCUCAUCAGAUGUGGUAUAUCCCAAGGAAGAAGAACAUCUUCAGCAAACCGGAUGACGUUUUAACUGCUGCUGAAAAAUAUAUGGAAGAGCAUGGCACAGAAGCUUUUGAAAGGCUCAUAACCAAGGCUGAUAGAGAAGCAAGAAGCAGGAAGAGCCACAAUUACAUGAUCUUUGAUGAUGAUUAUAUGUACUGA